AUUGUUUCCGUUCACCAUCCCAAAAAAAAUCAAAAGCAUUCCCAAAUAAACUCCGAAGCUGAAAAACAAGAGGGCAAAAACUCACACUAUAUCAAAUGGAGAAGAACACUUCAUCUUCUUCAGCUGCUCACGUGCUCAUCAUUCCCUUUCCAGCGCAAGGUCACGUGAUUCCGAUGCUAUCACUCGCCAAGCUUCUUUCCUUCUCCGGCAUCUUCACCACCUUCGUCAACACCGAAUCCAUCCACCGCCGUCUCUCCGGCUCCUCCGGCCUCAUCGACCGCCGGAGAUUACGGUUUCGUACAGUCCCCGACCUCCUCAGCGACGACGGCGACAACGAACGUGAUUUUGAUUUGCCAAGUAGGUUCUUUAACCUUCAAGAGUCGAUGAGAAGAGGUUCAACAGAGACAUACAAGAAGCUAUUGACUGAGGAGUUCAUCGGUGAGUGGCCGCCGGUGACCUGCGUGAUCUCCGACGACAUCCUUGAUUUCGCCAUCGAGGUCGCCGGCGAGGUCGGUAUUCCAACGUUGGUUUUCCGGACAAGCAGUCUUUGUUGUGCCUGGGUUUUUGCCUUCAUCCAAAGCCUCAUCCACAAUGGAAUCAUUCCCUUUCCUGAGGAAUGUGAUAUGGAUGAGAUAGUAAAAGGAGUGGAGGGAAUGGAAGGGAUAUUGAGAAGGAGAGAUCUACCAAGCUUCAUGAGAAUGGUUAAGUCCACCGAAGACAAUUACAUCAAGCUCAUGAAUGGUUUUAACUCCAAUCUGAUUAGUAGCAAGGCUAUUAUCUUCAACUCCUUUGAUGCUCUUGAUCCCACACACUACUCCCAUUAUGAGCUCUUACUACCCUCCUAUUUUUACUAUCGGUCCUCUUCAUCUACUCACCAAAUUCUUUAA
Dioscorea cayenensis subsp. rotundata (Guinea yam) is the source of this 887-nucleotide messenger RNA. Its product is annotated as myricetin 3-O-rhamnoside 1,2-glucosyltransferase UGT709G2-like. The transcript has 2 exons. Lineage: Eukaryota; Viridiplantae; Streptophyta; Magnoliopsida; Dioscoreales; Dioscoreaceae. The coding region runs from base 96 to 887 and encodes 263 amino acids. The record is from RefSeq and is a predicted model, not a curated record.